Molecule: messenger RNA, 773 nt
Organism: Pyrus x bretschneideri (Chinese white pear)
Lineage: Eukaryota; Viridiplantae; Streptophyta; Magnoliopsida; Rosales; Rosaceae
Exons: 2
Coding region: 44-721 (225 amino acids)
Molecular function (GO): glycosyltransferase activity
Source: RefSeq, a predicted model, not a curated record
CAAGAAAGGAGAAGGACCUUAUUGCUUCGAGAAGGCGGUUGUGAUGAGGCAUAAUGUUGGGAAAAUGGGGAAGCAGAAGAAGCUUCAAGUGUCUGACUUGUUGAGAUGUAAAGCAAGACAGUAUUGUGGCAUUAACCCUAAUGGCAGAGGCAGAGAGGUCAAUCUGAGAGGGGAGCCAAGCAUAACGUUGACCUUGCUAAUGAGGAAUGGAUCAAGAUCGUUCAAGAAUCCGACGGCUGUGAUUAAUGUGUUCUCAAGGGAGUGUGCAAUGGUGGAUGGGUGCACAUUAGAGGUGGUUCAGUCUGAAGAUCUAAACUUCUGUGAUCAGGUUAGACUGAUGACAAACACCGAUAUCCUUGCAUCCCCACAUGGAGCGCAGCUAACAAACAUGCUCUUCAUGGAUAGAAACAGUAGCGUAAUGGAGUUCUUCCCCAAAGGAUGGCUGGAGCUUGCAGGGGUAGGUCAGUAUGCUCAUCACUGGAUGGCCGACCUGUCCGGUAUGAAGUACCGGGGUGCUUGGUGGGAUCCCUAUGCCGAAAAAGAAUGCCCGGACCCUAAAAAAGAACUGGAAUGCUUUCUGUUUUACAAAGAUGGGAAAGUCGGUCACAAUGAAACCUUCUUUGCAGACUGGGCAAGAAAUGUCCUCGAACAAGUACGAACAAGCAAGCUAAAACAAGACAUUGAGAGUCCGCAGAGAAAUUCAAAUGUUUGCCAAUGCUAGCUGGCUGAAUCAGACAAAUAUUUACCAACAAACAAGCCGAAAGAUUUCACUA